Notothenia coriiceps (black rockcod) is the source of this 1833-nucleotide messenger RNA. RefSeq names its product venom prothrombin activator porpharin-D-like. Gene Ontology annotation, biological process: proteolysis. NCBI's taxonomy places the organism in Eukaryota, Metazoa, Chordata, Actinopteri, Perciformes, Nototheniidae. Bases 1 to 1716 code for a protein of 571 amino acids. The transcript has 8 exons. Gene Ontology annotation, cellular component: extracellular region. Gene Ontology annotation, molecular function: serine-type endopeptidase activity; calcium ion binding. The record is from RefSeq and is a predicted model, not a curated record.
AUGGCGGUCGGCAUCAUGUCGGCUCGAGCGUCUCUUCUGGCGCUAACCGCUUGCUUCCUUCAAGUUCUCAUCCAAGGACAAGUGUUUCGGGGUCCCCAGGACGUGUUCCUGCGCUCGCGGCGUGCUAACAGGUUCAUUCUGGAGGAGGUUCUGCAGGGGAACCUCGAGAGGGAGUGCUACGAGGAAUGGUGCAACUACGAGGAGGCGCGGGAAUACUUCGAGGACACGCCCAGUACGAACGCCUUCUGGAACGUUUACUACGACGGGGAUCAGUGCGAGCCGGACCCCUGCCUGCACGGAGGAAACUGCACGGACCGGCUGGGGGGGUUCCUGUGCUGCUGCCCCCCCCCUCACUACGGCCCUGUCUGUGAGCUGAGGGCCCCGGGGCCCGAUGGAAACCCCCCCGCCGCCCCGCUGGUCACCUCCACAGAGAUCUCCGAGUGUCCGAUCGGCGGCCCGUUGGCAUGCGAUCAGAUGUGCGAGGCGUCCGUCGGUUCGUUCGUCUGCUCCUGCCUGACGGGCUUCGGACUGCAGGAGGACGGGCGGAGCUGCCGGGCUGAAGCCGAGUUUACCUGCGGAAGACUUCCUGACGAGAUCAACGCCACGCUGUGCCCUCGAGGAGCCUGUCCCUGGCAGGCGUCCCUAUUGGACAGCAGAGGGGAGGAGCUGUGUAGCUGCGCUGUGAUUGGCCGUCGCUCCGUGCUGACCUCGGCUCGAUGCCUCCUGACGGGCGUGUCAUCGCCCCCCCGACCCUCUGACUUCACCGUGGCCGCCGGCGAUAGAAAGACGCUCGUCGCCGUGCGGUCGCUCUACAUCCACGAGCGUUUCCGUGAGCAUUGCCGUGAUGAUGACCUCGUCCUGCUGGAGUUGUCCCGCCCCCUGACAUUUGGCCCCGCCCUCUCCCACCUCUGCCUCCCCCCCACCAGGGACUUCAGCGAGAACAUCCUGAUGCAUUCUGGGAGGACGGGGGACGCCGGGGAAAAGACGCUCGUCUACAAAACGCUGGACGAGUGCCGACUAAAUACGAACGUUUCAAAUCUGCUUAGCAACAAGAUGUUCUGCAUGGGGGGGCUUAAUGAGGGACAAGAGGGGGGGCAAAGGAGACCCAAACGAGCCCAGGGGAGACUUAAUGAACUCUGGAAUUACACUAGUACGGAUAUGAGGAGAAAAGGUUCUGAUCGAGUCCAUAGAGACCAGACUGGGGAUUUAAGAAACCCAAACAGUACCAUUAAGAGCCCGGAUGAACCCUUUAGGAACAAGAAUGGCAGCGAAGGGACGCAGAAUGAAAGCCAUCACCAGAACCAGGACCACCAACAGGACCACCAACAAGACCACCAUCAAAACCAACAACAAAACAAACACCAGAACCACAACCAACAACACCAAGACCACCAUCAAAACCACCACCAGGACCACAACCGAACCCCCCAUGGAGCGGACCGGAUUCUGAUUGGAUCAGAAACCGGGCACAGGACCCUGAAUAGCGCCCGGCGGUGUUCGGGCUUGUUGCCGGGGACGCCGGUUGCUACGGUGGAGCGCGGGACGGCGUUCCUCACCGGGCUGCUGAUGACAUCAUCAUGUGGGGACGGGCUGGUGUUCACCAAACUGUCCCGGUACCUGAGUUGGAUCCGGACCCGGCUGGAGGCCAGCGAGGGUCACGUGACCUCUCAGGGUCACGUGACCUCUCAGGUCGUGCAGUACCCCGAGAAACCCUGAGAAACUUUAUCCUCAAAUAUUAACACUUUUUCCCCGAAUUGUUGACGUUUUCUUGAAAUAUUACACUUUUUAAUUUUAAAUAUUCCACUGUAUAUUCCACUACAGAUGAUAAAUGCC